This is a messenger RNA of Drosophila willistoni, 955 nucleotides long. It is a transcript of the gene Sod3, whose product is annotated as extracellular superoxide dismutase [Cu-Zn]. Bases 115 to 765 code for a protein of 216 amino acids. Gene Ontology annotation, biological process: removal of superoxide radicals. The transcript has 6 exons. Gene Ontology annotation, molecular function: copper ion binding; superoxide dismutase activity. NCBI's taxonomy places the organism in Eukaryota, Metazoa, Arthropoda, Insecta, Diptera, Drosophilidae. The record is from RefSeq and is a predicted model, not a curated record.
GAAAAAACAGUUUUAACGCAGUUCUUCAACGGUACAGAAGUGCAGUUAAUAUAAUAGCGGUAGAAUUUUUGUUUUGGUAUUUCAUAAAUAAACUAACUUGGUUUGGACAACAACAUGCUGCGUCUUUUGGCAAUUACCCUGGCCUUAUGUGCCUCAAUGUGUGCGGCUGCUCAAACUCGUGCUACCCCAAUGGAGGCCAUUGCCUAUGUGAUUGGACCUGUGCAAGAGGAUAAUAGUCAAGUCAAGGGCAAUGUAACCUUCAUUCAGAAUGAUUGUGGGCAAAAUGUUCAUGUGCGCAUUCUAUUGACUGGCCUGAAGGAGGGCAAACAUGGUUUCCAUAUACACGAGAAGGGAGAUCUGACCAAUGGCUGCACCAGCAUGGGAGCUCACUACAAUCCACAAAAGGUGGAUCAUGGUGGUCCUGACCAUGAAGUGCGUCAUGUUGGCGAUUUGGGUAAUGUGGCAGUGAACUCCACUGGCAUUUUGGAUGUGACUAUUACCGAUUCCGUGUUGAGUUUAACUGGCAAACACACCAUUAUUGGACGCGGUGUGGUUGUCCAUGAAGAUGAAGAUGAUUUGGGUCUUGGUAAUCAUACAGAUUCCAAAAAGACUGGCAAUGCAGGCGGAAGAGUUGCCUGCGGAGUUAUUGGUGUCAACUCGGAUAUUGAUGAAUGGCCCUGUAGAGAAGGUGGAGCUGGUGCUUUGACUAUCUCAUAUACCAUUUUGAUGUUCAUGGCGGCCCUAAUCCUUGCACCUGGCAUGUAGACAAACAAUUGGCAUGUGGCAUGUGGGGGGCGCCGAAUUCUGCAUAUUUUAUAAAUAGUAUUCAUUCUUAGUAUUCAUAUUAACAAUAACAGCAAAUACUCCAUCCAAAAAGCACAAAACUAACUGAAAGCAAAUUUUAUACAAUUGUCAAAAAUUUAUGUCGAAAAUAAAAUUUAUUAGCUGAAAUGUA